Molecule: messenger RNA, 1556 nt
Organism: Zophobas morio
Lineage: Eukaryota; Metazoa; Arthropoda; Insecta; Coleoptera; Tenebrionidae
Product: glycylpeptide N-tetradecanoyltransferase 2-like
Exons: 12
Coding region: 119-1525 (468 amino acids)
Biological process (GO): N-terminal peptidyl-glycine N-myristoylation
Cellular component (GO): cytoplasm
Molecular function (GO): glycylpeptide N-tetradecanoyltransferase activity
Source: RefSeq, a predicted model, not a curated record
UCCAUGGCGGGGAUGGCUGCUAAAAUCAUUCACUAGUUUUAAUUAAAACAUUGGUUUUUUAUAAAAGAACUUUUCUGGGUAUAAUUUAAACUGGACUGGUUAGGUUGGUUGAUAAAAUAUGACACUAGAGAAUAGUGAGGCUUCACCCUUAGCAGAAGUUGAUGCUUUAAGUAACGAAUUGGAUUAUAUUAGUGAUAUUAUCGAAAAGAAAGAAGUCAAAGAAAAUGAUAUAGUUCCUUUUAAAGAUACUUCACCCUGCGAAGAAUUACAUGGUAAAGCUGAGCCGCCAACUUCUCUCCAGAACAUGGUAAGCCCCUCCUUAUCCUUUCUAGCUCGUCCUCGCACUUUUGAGCAGGCUAUUAAAAAAGAAUAUACUUUUUGGAGUCAACAGCCUGUGGUUAAGCUUGGAGAAGUUGUAAGCACUUUUGGGCAAAUUGAGGAUAAUAAAGGUGUAGUGUCUUCGCUGCCUAUUAAAGUAAACGAGAACUUUGAAUGGUCGGAACUAGAUGUGCUGGAUCCUCUACAGCUGGACGAGCUCCACUCGCUUCUCGCCGAGAAUUAUGUUGAAGACCUCGAUAGAAAGUUCCGUCUUGACUACUCUAAACCCCUUUUGCUCUGGGCGCUGACACCACCUAAUUGGAAGGCCCAGUGGCAUGUAGGGCUCCGCGCCCGGACUGCUUCUAGGAAGCUCGUAGCCUUUAUUUCAGCUGUUCCAGUGGUGUUAAGAGUUGGCCCUCAAUCCAAAGUAAGUGCAGUGGAGAUAAAUUUUCUGUGCGUCACGAGAAAGAUUCGGAAGAAGCAGGCGGCGGUUGUCCUUAUAAAGGAAAUCACGCGAAGAGUGCAUCUCGAAGGCAUUUUCGUAGCUGCGUACACCGCAGGGACGUACCUGCCCUCCCCCGUUAGCUCGUGCAGAUAUUGGCACCGCACUUUGAACUGUAGACUUAUGGUAGAAGUUGGCUUUACGGAUCUUCCGACUUACCAAACUCUCAAGGACAUGAUUCACAUGUUUAGGCUCCCCGCAGCGACCUCGACUGUUGGGCUUCGUCCCUUGCAGGAGCACGAUUGCAAGAAGGCGUUGAGUCUUUUGAGGGAUUACUUGUUUCAACGUACCACUGUUCAUCCCGUUCAGACUCUAGAUGACUUCAAGCACUGGUUCCUCCCCAGAGAGGGUGUAGUUUACAGCUAUGUCGUGGAAAGCCCGAGGAGCAAAAGCAUCACUGGUUUCAUGAGUUUUUAUAUGCUGAAUUCUAGAGUUAUUGAUCAUCCAAAGCAUAAAGAAAUUCGAGCCGCAUAUAUAUAUUAUGUUGUUGCGGGAAAGAACAAUUUGCUCGUUUUGAUGAAGGAUCUGCUGAUCCUUGCCAAGAAGUUGGACGUUGAUGUGGUCAAUGGCUUGGACGUUAUGGAUAACGGCAAGGUUUUCAGAGACCUCAAGUUUGGAAAAGGCGACGCAAAUCUUCACUACUAUUUAUACAACUACCGCUCUCCUCCUACGCGCCCGGAAAACAUUGGCCUCGUCUUUUUGUAAAAAAAGAGCUUCACUAGAUAAUAAAACCCAU